AUGGCAUUCAAUCAUCCCCCGGGACUUACGCCGCCCGAGAUUGCUUUCAUCUGCGAGAUGGAGCUCGUCACAAUCAUUCCUCGCCAAAGACUCGAUCGCCUUGAUCUCCUUGGGGGCCCAGUCAAUCCUCUCAUCCCACCCCAGAGAUCAUUAUUACCCCUAUGGCUCGCAUUGUUGUUGAAACGGCAGCGGCGCGCCAAUAUCGUCCCUCCACCCUGGCUGCAUCCUGUGUCACUACAAGAAAUACUGGAGCUCGAAACCACACACUUCCCGGACUCCUUUUCCCCGGGACCUGCACUAUCGGUGCCGAAUACCUUACAGUCUCACAUUAGGCCGUUUCACACCUCAGCACCUUUCCUUCCCUCUUGCACAGCCGACGCUUCAGCUGAAGCACUACCGUACCACUGGUUAGAGUUUGCACAGAUGCUGCUUGACUCGGCCGCGGAUGAUCUGGUUGAGCCGGACAGGGUCAGGCAGCUAAUGCGAGACCUCAGGGAAGUGAGAGCCGCAAAGAUGCGCAAGGGGGUCGAAGUGCUGACUGGCGAAGGAGAUGGCGUGCGACUAGAUGGCGUUGGGGCAAUGGAGAUCGGUGAAGGAAGAGGCUUCAUAUCUGGCGUGGUGGAUGGACUGAGGAAACUUGGGGCGUCCAGAGAGCAAGCUCGGAAGGACAGAGAGGAGGAAGAGAGGGAGAACGGAUAUAGAGGUGGUGGCGAUGAAGAUGAUAUGCAAGAUUAA
This is a messenger RNA of Endocarpon pusillum Z07020, 735 nucleotides long. RefSeq lists its product as uncharacterized. The record is from RefSeq and is a predicted model, not a curated record. NCBI's taxonomy places the organism in Eukaryota, Fungi, Ascomycota, Eurotiomycetes, Verrucariales, Verrucariaceae. Bases 1 to 735 code for a protein of 244 amino acids. The transcript has 2 exons. Gene Ontology annotation, biological process: DNA replication; double-strand break repair via break-induced replication. Gene Ontology annotation, cellular component: GINS complex; nucleus.